Molecule: messenger RNA, 482 nt
Organism: Penaeus indicus
Lineage: Eukaryota; Metazoa; Arthropoda; Malacostraca; Decapoda; Penaeidae
Product: pro-resilin-like
Exons: 3
Coding region: 47-370 (107 amino acids)
Cellular component (GO): extracellular matrix
Source: RefSeq, a predicted model, not a curated record
AGCGCCAGAUAUACUUGUAUCACUUCUGAAGUACUCUAAGUACAACAUGAACACCAAGGUCCUUCUCCUCAUCUGCCUCGCAGCUAUUGUUGCUGCCGACAGCCUGGAAUCCUUCGAGUCCUACGAGUCAGGUGAGGCCAAGUACGACUUCAACUGGGCUGUCAAACAUGACGACUCUGGCAACGACUUCGGCCACCAGGAGGCCCGUGACGGCGACCACACACAGGGAUCCUACUACGUGCAGCUCCCCGACGGCCGCCUGCAGACCGUCAGGUACGUCGUGGACGGCGACGACGGAUACGUGGCUGAAGUCAGCUACGAUGGCGAGGCUCGUUACCCCGAUUCGUACGAGUCAAAUGAAUCAAAAUAGAUUAUUGCACUUUAAAACCGCAUGUGAAAUGGCCCAGAGGCAAUAAUAGCCUCUUAUUUAAAGAUUCUUGUAUAUAAAUGUAGGAUUAAUAAAAUUAUAUCAAAGGUUCAAA